Messenger RNA from Homo sapiens (human), 13059 nucleotides. RefSeq names its product BDP1 general transcription factor IIIB subunit (gene BDP1). Lineage: Eukaryota; Metazoa; Chordata; Mammalia; Primates; Hominidae. The coding region runs from base 271 to 8025 and encodes 2584 amino acids. The transcript has 39 exons. Gene Ontology annotation, cellular component: nucleus. The record is from RefSeq and is a predicted model, not a curated record.
CGCAAUCAGUUGCGGCGUCCUGUGAGCGCGGGGAUGCUGGGAGGAGGGUGAAAUUUAGCCAUCGGUGUGUGGCAGGGUCAUGAAAAAGCGGCGGCGGCGGGAGAGAGGAGGAGGCGGCGGCGGGGCAGUGAAACUACGGUAGCUGCCCCCUGAGCUGGUGGUGUGGCUUUGUGGGGAGGGCGUAGUUCCUAAUCCCCUUUCCGGGCAGCCGCCGGGGCUCGGGGCUGUGAGCGGCCGUGAGGCUGCCUCCCCGGGCCCCCUGCCUCCGCCAUGUUCCGCAGGGCACGCCUUAGCGUGAAGCCGAAUGUCAGGCCUGGUGUAGGCGCCAGGGGCUCCACAGCUUCCAAUCCCCAGCGUGGACGGGAGUCUCCCAGGCCGCCGGAGCCUGCCACGGACUCUGCUUCCAAGCCCGCGGAGCCCACAGAUGUGCCCACAGUCGAUUUCGGUGGAGCGGAGCCCCAAGAAAAGGCUCCUAGGAGCAGUACUGAAAAGACUGGUGGUGACAAUGAUGUUGAAGAAUCCAGUAGAUCUUCCUCUACUGUUUCACAGAGAAGAAAGCGAAUAUCAAGUACUUCUAGCCUGGUUAAGUCUAGUGUCAGUGUUCCUUCAGAAUCUCAUCCCUUAUCUACAAUUAAUCAAGAGGCUCCACAGCCAACUGCCACUUCAACAAAAGAGAAACAGCCAUGCUCAGACAGAUACCGAAUAUACAAAGCCCAGAAACUGAGGGAAAUGUUAAAAGAAGAAUUGAGAAAAGAGAAGAAACAAUGGAAAAACAAAUAUGCUAUAAAUGAAAGUCAGAGGCCACCAGAUCGUUCAAAAAUGACUAUGAGAGACUUCAUAUAUUAUCUACCAGAUAAUAAUCCAAUGACUUCUUCACUGGAACAAGAAAAGAAAACUGAAAAGCCAUCGACUCCAGUCCAGACAAGAGAGCAAGAAGGUAAGAGUACUCCUAAUGCUGAAGAUAAUGAAAUGGAAGAAGAGACAGAUGAUGGGCCAUUACUGGUUCCUCGAGUAAAAGUGGCAGAAGAUGGUUCCAUUAUUUUGGAUGAAGAAAGUUUAACUGUAGAAGUUUUAAGAACAAAAGGCCCUUGUGUUGUUGAAGAAAAUGACCCCAUAUUUGAGCGCGGUUCUACAACUACAUACUCCAGCUUUAGGAAAAACUAUUACUCUAAACCAUGGUCAAAUAAAGAAACAGAUAUGUUUUUUUUAGCCAUCAGCAUGGUAGGAACUGACUUUUCUAUGAUCGGACAACUUUUUCCUCACAGAGCAAGGAUAGAAAUUAAGAAUAAAUUUAAACGGGAAGAGAAAACAAAUGGAUGGAGAAUAGACAAAGCAUUCCAGGAAAAGCGCCCUUUUGACUUCGAUUUUUUUGCUCAUUUGCUUCAGAAAGUUCUUGCUGAAGAAGAGAAAAGAAAACAAAAAUCUGUUAAAAAUCACAGUUUAAAGGAGAAGAAAUCCACCAAACCACGGAAAAAUGUAAAAGUGAAAAAAGUUGCCUGUGAAGGAGUGAAUAAUGAUCCAGAUGAGUCUAUGAGUUCUAGAAUUUCAGACACGGAAAGAUCUCAGAAGGAUGCUCAGACAGUUGAAGAAGAGUCUCUGACCUUAUCAAGGGAGGAUGCAGAGCAGGUUGCAUUAGAAGUAGACCUAAAUCAAAAGAAAAGAAGGAGGAAGAAGCAAGAUGGAGCUAAUGAACUGGGAGUAAACAAUCUUUUAGAAAAUGCCACUGUUCAGGCGGGUCCUUCUAAAGGAGAAAAACACAAGAAUAAAUGUCAGGCUAUAAGGCCUGAGCUAAAGGAAGGUGAAUGCAGUAAGGAGCAGAUGCUUUCCUGCACACAAAACAUAGAUGGCAUUGUGGGUUUUGCCUCCACUGAAAAAGUUGAGAAAAGAACUGACCCCAUCCUUUCAUUAAGUAAUCAACAAGAUGCCACAUCAGUAGCAACUGAGUCUUCAGAAUCAAGCACUUCAGAUUUGCCUUCAUUCGAAGUUGGAAUUAGAGCAUUGUGUGAGGUGAAUAAUGCUGAGGGUAGUUGUAUAGAAGAAAGAAAUGUUGACCUAAAAAAUAAUUCACUGGAAAUUGAUCAAACAGAAAAUGUUAAACCAAUGUUGAGAGGUCGCUUCCAAAGACCUAAACCCAAUUUGUCAAGGGCUGGGAAGAAAUCAGUUCUUUCACAAGGCAAAACAGAGUCAGAGAGCAAGAAUUCACAUUCAAAAACUUCAGUUGAAAAGAACCACGUGGAAAAAGAUAAAAUGAAUACAUUGGACAUUUUGAGAAUGGAGACUACAGAGAGAGAGAAUCCAGAAGCUGAAACUGUAUCUGUUUUGGGUGAAAAAAAUUGUCUGCAGGAAGGGAGUCAACUAAAGGCUUUAAGACCUGUACAAGUGAGGGGCCGAUUGCAAAAGCCAAAGCCAAAUGCAGGUAAAGCUGCUGAAAGAAAAGAAAUUCUCAUAUCACAGGAAGAAAUUGGGGCCAAUGUAGAGAAGAAUGAAAAUGAAUCCUGUGCUGAUAGAGAUACUCCUCAACACAUGGAAGAUCAAUCGCGUAAAGAUUUUGAAGAGGAAGAUGUCAUAUUACAGCCUGAGAAAAAUGAUUCUUUUCAAAAUGUGCAGCCAGAUGAGCCCAAGGUUCUUAAUGAAUGUCUAAGCGUUCAAGAGAAUAAUAAGGCAAAUAAACUUAACCAAGUCCCAAUUCUAAGGACUCGAUUUCAGAAACCAAAGCCAAAUAUAGGAAGAGGAACUGGAAGGAGAGAAAUUUCCUCAAAGGAAGAGGUACUAGAGAAGAUUCUUGUCUCUGGGGAAAUGGCGGCAGCAUUGAGAGAAACUGUAAGACUAGACACCUCACCAAAGGAGAUGGUACCAGCAGAGAUUAAUACUAAAGAAAUGCAGUCAGAUUUAAAAGAAACUGGAAGAAGAGCCAUUUCUCCCAGGGAGAAGAUUCUAGAUGUGAUUGAUGACACCAUAGAAAUGGAGACAGGUCUGAAAGCAAUGGGAAGAGAGAUUUGUCUAAGGGAGAAGACGCCAGAGGUGAUUGAUGCCACUGAGGAAAUAGACAAAGAUUUGGAAGAAGCUGGAAGAAGAGAAAUAUCCCCACAGAAAAAUGGCCCAGAGGAGGUUAAGCCUCUAGGUGAAGUGGAGACAGAUUUGAAAGCAACUGGAAAUGAGAGUUCCCCAAGGGAGAAGACACCAGAGGUGACUGAUGCCACUGAGGAAAUAGACAAAAAUUUGGAAGAAACUGGAAGAAGAAAAAUAUCCCCAAGGGAAAAUGGCCCAGAGGAGGUCAAGCCUGUAGAUGAAAUGGAGACAGAUUUGAACGCAACUGGAAGAGAGAGUUCUCCAAGGGAGAAGACACCAGAGGUGAUUGAUGCUACUGAGGAAAUAGAUUUGGAAGAAACUGAAAGAGAAGUAUCCCCACAGGAAAAUGGACUAGAGGAGGUCAAGCCUCUAGGUGAAAUGGAGACGGAUUUGAAAGCAACUGGAAGAGACAGUUUCCCAAGGGGGAAGACACCAGAGGUGAUUGAUGCCAUUGAGGAAAUAGAGAUAGAUUUGGAAGAAACUGAAAGAGAAAUAUCCCCACAGGAAAAUGGCCUAGAGGAGGUUAAGCCUCUAGGUGAAAUGCAAACAGAUUUGAAAGCAACCGGAAGGGAGAUUUCCCCAAGGGAGAAGACACCAGAGGUGAUUGAUGCCACUGAGGAAAUAGACAAAGAUCUGGAAGAAACUGGAAGAAGAGAAAUAUCCCCAGAGGAAAAUGGCCCAGAGGAGGUCAAGCCUGUAGAUGAAAUGGAGACAGACUUGAAAACAACUGGAAGAGAGGGUUCCUCAAGGGAGAAGACACGAGAGGUGAUUGAUGCUGCUGAGGUAAUAGAGACAGAUUUGGAAGAAACUGAAAGAGAAAUAUCGCCACAGGAAAAUGGCCCAGAGGAGGUCAAGCCUGUAGGUAAAAUGGAGACAGAUUUGAAAGAAAUUAGAGAAGAAAUUUCCCAAAGGGAAAAGGUGCUAGCAGAGUUCAGUGCUAUAAGGGAAAAGGAGAUUGAUUUGAAAGAAACUGGAAAAAGAGACAUUCCCAUCAUGGAGAAAGUAUCAGGAAAGAUGGCUGUUGUUGAAGAAAUGGAGGCAGAUUUGAAAGAAACUGGAAAAGAAAAUUUUAGAGAGAGAGGAUCUGAAGAGAUCUGUGUUACUGAGGAAAAGGUGGCAGAAUUGAAACAAACUGGAAAAACAGACAUUUCUCCAAGGGAAAACGAGCUAGAGGAGACCAGUACCUCAAGACAAACUGACACACAUUUAAUGCAGAGCGGUAGCAAUGACUUCAGUGCUGUGCCUUCACUAGAUAUUCAGAACAUUAGCAGUGAAGUACUGUCGAUGAUGCAUACACCUGUAGAAGAAAAAAGAAAUUCUGAAAAAGAAGUAUCAAGUCACUUCAGUCAUUUCAAGAUUUCUUCACAGACUCAUGAAUCUGAUAAAACAGAAGUCCAGGGGAUUCAAUCUCCAGAUGUUCCAGAGCAGUUUUCAGAUAUUAAUUUAAGCAAAUCUCUUCCUCAAGAACAGAAGCCACUUGAAAUUAAACCAGCACCUUUUGUGAGGAGCCGAUUCAAAAGACCAAAACCAAACUUAGCAAGAGCAGCUUUGAAGAGAGAGACUACAGAAUCAGAAAAAUAUAUAUAUGAGAAGAAAUCAGAAACCAAGAAAAUGGAGACUAUUGUGAUGCAAGAAAAUAAUGAACAAACUGAUACUCUCCCUUCUCAACAUGAUGAAGCUUCCCUAAUGAUAUCAAGAGAAAAAGACACAUUAGGUCACAGGAAUGAGGAGGCUGUGAUAUUGCCAUGUACACAGACUGAAAGGAACCUUUCACCUUCAAAUUCUUGUGAACCUAAAGAGGAGUCUCAGUCAGCACCAGUCCAGAAAAAUGACUCAGUUGUUUCUGUGGGGACUAAUAAUGUAAACACUUUCCAGCAAGAAAUGAAGGAAAGUGUUAUCCAAACUGCUCGACAAGUAAGGGGCCGACUUCAGAGACCGAGACCAAAUAUAAGAAAGACAGGACAGAGGCAAAUAGUAGACAAAGGUGAAGCCAAAGGCAUAAUUAAGGAAGGAAGAACGAUAUUACCAAAAGAUGAAACUGAAAAGAAAGUCUUAACUGUGUCAAAUUCUCAAAUUGAAACUGAAAUUGAAGUUCCAUCGUCCGCAGUUCCAGAACACAGAAUGUAUGAAAAUCAAAGUCAGGUGGUUCUUGUAGAAAACCUUCAUGUUAACAAAACAAAUGAAACAAUCAGACAUGAAAAUAAACCGUAUGUUCCUAGUUCAGCACAAAUGACAAGAAGGAAAUUCCAAAAGGCUAAGCCAAAUUUGGGAAGAGCACACAGUAAGAAAGAGGAACCAGUUUUAGAAAAAGUCACAACAGAUCAGAGCAAGGAAGGCAAGCCAGAAGAUCAUUUGCUGCAGAAAGGAGCUUCCAACACCCAGCUCCUUCUAAAAGAAAAAGCUGAGCUUCUGACAUCUCUGGAGGUUUCAGCAAGAAAAGAUUGUGUAGGUUCCAAAGAGUCUGCUUUGGCAAAAAUAGAUGCGGAAUUAGAAGAAGUUGGACCAUCAAGAAGGGUUGGAGAGGAAACUGUAGGAGAUAAUUCACCAUCUUCAGUUGUUGAAGAGCAAUAUCUCAAUAAACUAACAAGCUGUCCACAACCGUUAAACGAAACAAGUUACUCUAAAAUUGCCCUGGAUGGGAAAACAACUAUCUCUUCUACAUCUGAGUAUGAGAGAAAUCGUGGUGAAAGGAGAAGUCAUAAAAAGUUCAAACCAAAUGUCACCAGAGGUCGUGGAUCAAAACGAGUUCGGGGUAAGACCUCUAAGAAGGAACCUAGAGCUUCCAAGGCCAUGCUGGUGACUCUUCGGGCUUCCCAGGAAGAAGAUGAUGAUGCUGACGAUUUUGAGUCUGACUAUGAGGAAGAAAGCUAUCAUCUUGCUCCCGAAGAAGUAAACAAAGCUCCAGUAUUUGUACCUGUUGGUCUCAGAUCUCCUGAACCUGUUUCUGCUCAGAUUGAGGAAACAAUGGAAGAGCUUGAAAUAACUGUGAAUGUCCCAGAUGUAGGAUGCAUAGCUGUUGUUGAACAUGAGCUACCAAACACAGAUGUGACUACUGAAGAAAUGAAACAAGAAGAAAAUUUGAGUGUACCGUUUGAAAUGACCACAAGUGAACAUAUCCAAGAUGAACCAGGUACCAAUGAUGGAAGCACCGAAGCUGCAAUAACUUUACUUACAAUGGGAGAUCUAGUAUUGCAGUCAGAGAUCAGUAGUGAACAGGGUGAUGUAGGAGUAUGUAUAAUUCCUCAUGUUCAUUCAAAGGAUAAAAGCCAUAUUCCUUCUAGCCUAGAUAAUGUAAAUCACAAAAUUGUUCAUGAAUGUCAGGAACUUUCUUCACCUGUCAUUACUACAUCUCCUGCAUCAUUUGAAGAAAACAAGAUUGUAUUGGAGGAACAAAGUUCCAGAGAAGAAAUAAGUUUAAUGGAGAAAGUAAAGGAGAAUGCUACACCAACCAGGAAUACAAUUUCUAAAGUGACCAGUAAUUUGAGAAUAAGAAGUAGGCUUGCUAAGCCUAAACCAAAUCUUGAGAAGACUUUAGGGACCAACAGGCUUGAUGAUUAUCAGGAAGUUUCCAGUUUGUGUGUAACCAAAGGGGCAGAAAUGGAAACUCAAAGAGAAACAGAGAAAAAUGCUUCCAAAGCAACAGAAUUGGAAAAUAAAAACCUCGGACCAGUUACAACAGCAGAGAAUAAGGAUCAGAGCAAAUUGGCAUGUGUACAUGGUAUCAAAGGGACCAGUAUUUCUUCAGAAGUAAACCUAACUGAAAGAAACGAAAAUCAAGAAGAGAGCUCUCAGGAGGUUCACAUGUUGUCAGUUGCUCCAGUUGCUUCCUCUGAGACAGGGCCCUGCACACUUGGUUUGGAUAGGGGUCUUGGUGAAAAUUCUGUUGAAGAGCCCCAGAUAAAGGACUCUAAAGGAGACAGUGUGCUUACACUUCCUGUGCCAGAGUAUACACCAACAAGUAUUCCAGAAGUCCAACAAGAGAAUAUAAUCAAUCCUCAAGACCUAACAGUGAAUCUAGUUGCUAAUGUACCUCAAGAUGGAGAAGAUGAACAAGCCUUUAUUUUAACUCUGGUGGAAAUCCCAGCCAAUGCAGUAGAAGAAUUUACUGAUGCCACUGCACAGUUCAUGCCAAACCCUUUACUGCCAGCUCCCAUAUUGGUCAAAUCAGUGAAUACCGAAGAAAGGGGUGACAUGAGUAUUUGUUUACCAGCAACUUCAGUUGGUCAAGAUGCCAUGGGUUUAUCUAUUUCUGGAAGAGAUAAUUCUAAAAAGCCGCCUGAUAAUUUGGAUCUUGUAUCUAGGAAGAGAUUUCAAUGCAGGCUUGAUAAAAAUGACCACAUUCCUCCUGCCAAAAAACGUUCACUCACUUUAAGAGAUGACUGUCAAGAAUAUACCACUGAGGUGCACUCAAAGGAAUUAACAAAUGUUUUUGAGGAAACAGGGGAGUCUCACAAGGGACAAGAUAUUUUUCUUACCUCAGGAAGCACACUGACAACUCCAGAACCUCAAAGACAGCAAGUUGAAGCAGCUUUUCAGAGUAGAGGAUCUAGAUCUCCUGAUGCAUGCAUGGACAAGAAUGUGCCUCAGUUACCUCAGGAUGAAAUGAUUGUGUCUGAUAAGGAAGAAAGAACUGAUGCUGCUCCUAAGUCUCAGCAAAUGGAUAGCAGAACAUCGUCUUCUAAAGCCUCACUAUCCAGACCUGGCAGAAGACCCCUGGGAUUUUUAUCUUUAAUAUGCUCAAAGAAUAGUUUGGAGUCUGAUGAACCUAUGCAAGUCCAUAGUAAGAAACGCCUAAAACCUCUUAUACCUGGAUUAAGAAAGAAAUUGAAAAGAUCUAAUCCAUUCAAUGAAAGCCAGGAAAAAAAUCGAGAGUCCUCUGAUCUGCUUCCAUCUCCAAGUGUUAUUACUACUCAAUCUGAGAAUAUUAGCAGCUCAGCAACUCAGAGACCCUUCUGACUUGUGGAAGCAAAAGGAAGCAGUGCUGACACCCACAAGAAUUUAAGGAACUGUAAAACUAGAAUUUGUUCACAUGUUUCAUUUCUAUGUCUCCUGAAGCUGUCCAAUGGCAAGUAUUGGGAUGGAAAACUCUGUAAACCUGUAUCAAAGACUUUGUAAAAAUAUUGGGGUGACUUAAGAUCUUGACAAAGAGAAGGCUGGUGAGCAUCUGUUGAACAGCAUGAGCCUUUGGAAGGGGUACUUUUGUAAAGAACAUCUUUAAACUUUUUAAAAACAUUUUGUAUUAUUUGUUAGAAUUAUUUUCUGAGAUCAAGAUAUCAGUCUAGCUUAUCAUUGCCAAAGUCGUGGGUUUUGUUUUUUUUGUGUGUUUGUUUUGAGACAGAGUCUCACUCACUCUGUCACCCAGGCUGUAGUGCAGUGGCGUGAUCUUGGUUCACUGCAACCUCCAUCCCCUGGGUUCAAGUGAUUCUCCUGUCUCAGCUUCUCGAUUAGCUGAGCUUACAGAUGCAUGCCACAACACCCAGCUAAUUUUUGUAUCUUUAGUAGAGGCGGGAUUUCGCCAUGUGGGCCAUGCUGUUCUCAAAUGCCUGGCCUCAAGCCUUGGCCUCCCAAAGUGUUGGAAUUACAGGCAUGAGCCACUGUGCCUGGCCUGUAGUGUUCUUAUUAUAUUCAGGGAAAAAGGCCCUUUGUGAUAAAGAUUGCAAUUUUUUUUUUCUCUGUAUGUCAUUUGUCUUUUGAUUUUAUUUAUGGUGGUUUUUGUCAAGCAGACAUUUUUUAUUUCUGUUUAAUUUGUCAAUCUUUUAUAGCUUUCUGCUUUCAGAUAGUUUAAAAAGGUACUCUUCCCAGCUGGGUGCGGUGGCUCACGCCUGUAAUCCCAGCACUUUGGGAGGCCAAGGCGGGCAGAUCACCUGAGGUGAGGAGUUUGAGACCAGCCUGGCCAACAUGGCAAAACCCCAUCUCUACCAAAAUACAAAAUUUAAUCAGGCACGGUGGUGUGUGCCUGUAGUCCCAGCUACUUGGGAGGCUGAGAUAAGAGAAUUGCUUGAACCCGGGAGGUGGAGGUUGCAGUGGGCUGAGAUCAUGCCAUUGCAUUCCAGCCUGGCUUUGUCUUAAAAUAAAUAAAUAAAUAAAAAGGUACCCUUCCCCACCUACCUCCGUCCAGAAUUAUAAAAGUGUUUUUCCAUGGCAUUUUUAUAGUAGAGUUUUUUAAAAAAUACUUUUACAUUUAAAUCUUUUGAUCCAUCUAGAAUUUGUUUUGGUAAGGUAUUGGUCUGACUUUUUUCCCCCUGAGAUGGUUAUAUAGUUGUCCAACAUCAUUUAUUUAAUAAUACAAUAACUGUUUUUGAUAUGGCACUUUUAUCAGAUGCUAAAUUUCUAUAUAUAUUGGGGUUAUUUCUAGUCUUCUGUUUCAUUGAUAUAUCUGUCAUUCGUGUGCCAAUACCAUGCUGUCUUAAUUUGUUUAUAGAUUUGUAAGUAUGCUAAUUUCUGAUAAGGUAUCUUUGAUAUGUUUUCUUUAGGUGCUGUUUUGUCAUGGGUCUGUCUAUUAUGCAAAUAAUUAAAGUAUUUUUACUUUAUUUAGUGACAGAUUUAACCAUAUUAUAUUUUUCUUUAUUAAAAUUUUUCAUGGAAAUUAGGAUGAAGUAAUGGAUUAUGGGUACACUGUAAUUUACCUAAUUAUAUCUAGUGUGGUAUAUUUAGUUGCUUCCUAUUUUAUUAUUAUAACUAAUGCUACAAAGGUUAUCUUAGUCAUAAAACUCCUACUAUGUUUAGGAUUAUUUACUUAAUGUAACAGCAUAGAAGUGAAAUUUUUGGGUCAGUGAUUGUGAACAUAUUUAAAGCUCAAUAUUUAUUGCCACGUUGCUUUUCAAACAGAUCAUAUUGGUUUAGACUGCUAUAUAUACACACACAUAUAUAUAUAAAUGUUGUAUUACAGUUUUAUUUUUACUUUAUUUUUAUUACCUUUUUAGGUUUCUUGUGAUCAGCCCUUACUGAAAGAAGGAUAUAAAAGUGCCCAAAAGCGGGCCCCUCAAGGGGAGGCAACCACAGUCUCUGAAUAUUUCUUCAAUGAUAUCUUCAUUGAAGUGGAUGAAACAGAAUAAAACAAUCUUUUCUCUUUUUCUUUUUUAAAUUAGGUCUAGGAUUUCCAGAGUCAAUUACAUCAACAAAACAGUAUUUAGAGCAAAAUAUCACUGUCUUAUUUUUCUUUAGGUUGAUUUUGAAUACUUAAUGAGCUUGAUUUGAAGCUUUUAUAAUCAGUGGAAAACAUUUCUGAGGUUCCUUUCAUUCUGACUGAUUCAGCAUUUUGCAAAUAGCAAGCAAUUAAGACUGCUUUCUCAGACAGAAAUAACAACUCUUGUUUACAUUUUGACUCUUCCUGUGCUAAGCACACAUGGACAUUUGGGAAUGUUGUGGAUAUAUGUCUCUGUAUGAAUUGCAGUGCAGACAGAUUUGGGGGUUAAUUGUAUCAUAUUUAACAUUUAGCAACUUCUUUUGUGAAGAUUUUUUAUUUUUAGGGGGAGAUGAUGAAGGAUGAAGGCUUUUUCAUUUGCUUCUAAGUACAGUCAUGUAUCACAUAAUGAAGUUUAAGUCAAUGAUGGACCACAUAUAUUACAGUGGUCCCAUGCAAUUAAAAUGGAGAUAAAUUCCUAUCAACUAGUGACAUUAUAGCCAUCAUAACACAGUGCAUUGCUUUUUUAUGUUUAGAUAUGUUUAGAUACACAAAUACUUACUAUUGUGUUACAACUGCCUACAGUAUUCAGCAUAGUAACACAUUGUAGAGGUUUGUAGCCGAGGAGCAAUAGGCUAUACCACAUAGCCUCAGUCUGUACGGUGUGUAGCAGCCUGUACCAUCUCAGUGUUUGUAAGUACACUCUGCGUUGUUUCACACAAGAUCACCUAACAAGGCAAUUCUUAGAACAUGUAGUUAAGGGACACGUGACUAUAUGUGAAAACAAAUUGUCAAACUUCACUUUAGUAUGGCAAAUGUUAAAGAACUUUUCUAUUAUCAGCUGUUUGUCUGACUGAAAAAUACAUAUUUUUCUAAUUCAUGGUGAUGUAACAUUAGUCCUAAUUGAAAAACUAGUAUUUAAACAUAAUUAUUUAUAAAGAUGACACAUCAAAGGGCUUAUUUAUUUUUAAAUUUUUUAUUUAAAAGGAUAUUCAGUUUUAGCUAUUUUUACCCCUCAGAUUGUAGAUAAAGAAGGCAUUAAAUUUAUGUUUGUCUCCUUUUUCUGUUUAAUUUUAAAGAUAUUUAAAAUGAUAUAACUAAAAAUGUUUAGCUGGUGUAUAUGUUUUGAAUACCUUUUUCCCCUCAGUUUAGUAUAUUGACUUUGUACUGUAAAUUUUUCUGCUUUUCUUGGAUAAUCUCAGGAUUUUCAUGAGGAUAGGGGGAACUCAACUUUAUUUAUGAGACAAAAUUUCCAUACAAAGCUCAAUCUCCUUUAUACACCCACAGACAUAAUAUUAGUUUUUAAAAAGCCAAUUUCUUCAUAGUUUUUUCCCAUUAAAUUCUCAAGGAACACUUGGAUCUUUAAGCACGGAACAUAAUCAUGAUGUUAAAAACAGAGAAAAUAAGGCUUUAUAAAGUUAAUGAUUAUCAUCAGUAUGAAUUUAAGGUUUGUUUUAAUUUCAAGAUUUGAUUUUUUAUACGUGUAAUUCUAUUAUCUACCCAAGCAGAUCUGUAGUGGUUCCAAUUAGACUUCUCAAACAGCAAAUUUAUCCUGAUUUUAUUUGAAAAGCCUCUUGGAUUGAUAGUAUAGUAGCUCAGGCAUUGGAAACUUUCUGCAAACUGUUUUGGGUUUGCAGGCCAGAUGGUCUCUGUGGCAGCUACUCAGCUCUGCAAUUUCAGUGUGAAAGAAGCCAUAGACAGUACUUGAAUGAAGGACUGUGGCUGGAUUGGCCUUUUAGUUUGACCCCCUACAUUAGGCCCCAAAUUUUCUUACCCUGAGGUGCUGAUAUCUGUAUGGAUGAGUUAUUUGUCACUAAAGUUAUGAGUUGUGCCUAAAAGUUAAAACUGUUGACUGUAUUAUGUAAUGAUCAGUAUUUCAGUUGGGAAGAUAUUUUAGAGUCUAGAUAAUUAUGUUUGUAUAUUGAAAAAAUGGUGGCCAGUUUUUAAGUUCCUUAAUAGAAGAGAAUUAUGUCUCAGCACAUAUAACAGUAAUGCUAAUUUAUUGAAACUACUGCUGUUAGAGCACUUCUUAUUCAUUGUCUUUUAGUGAAAUUUAUGGCGUAACACUUUGUCAGAGAGGAGGCUAUAUAAUUCGGAGCGGAAAUUGUCUAUAAGUAGGCAUUUAUUUCAUGAUUGAUAUGUCACAGAAAUCAUGGUAGUAAAUCACAUUGCUAUUUGAAUACCCUGUUUUUGUAAGUUUUUAAAACUCAUAUUCUGAAAAGAUUUCAUUCUCUUAGUGUUAGCUUGGGAGUUAGAUUGCCAUGAUUAAACUAUUAUUUAUCCUUGUGUAAUAUUAGUUUUUAACUUUAACAUCUGUUUCUUUUUAAUCUAUAAUGAGCUAGUUUUAUGGAAAAUGGAAUUUCUUACUAUAUAAAGAAUACAGAGACUCAUUGUAUUAGAGAAUCAAGUCAGCCAGCUAAAGUAUCCUACUGUUAAAUCCUUAAACCUAAUUUUGGAAAAGAGAAAGUUAAUCAAUGUAUUUACCUUACAUGUUGGAAAGAACUAUGUUAGGUCUGAUUCAUGUGAAGAAGAUGUUGCAAAGGAUUUAUUUCACAAAUUUUAAAGGAGAUAUGAGUAAAAGUUUUUAUCUUUUCUUGACUUUUUCUCCUGAACACUUAUGUCUUAGCAAGUGGUCAACAUGAGGAUUUGAACGCCUAAUUGUUGGUAAAUGGUUGAGGCAUGACAAAAAUAUUAAUAUCCACUGUUUACCAUCAUGUUAUUUGAAACAAAAGUGACCAUGUAUACUAUCUUGCUUGAAGAAGUCUUUGACAGAAAAAGCAAUAUCAUGUCAUUUAUAAAUUUUCUUGUUCUAAAGAAAGCAGUUAUAUAUAUAUAUAAAUUAUGUAAAUAAAAGUUAUUUUAUAUCA